AGGCGUGGUUACUUCUAAUGCACGUGCACAUCCUAUGCAUGCUUGAGGUGACACGUGGCCAGCAACUUCAGACAAUUUGGACGUUUUCUAUAACAGCUGUGGUCAUAGUCUACUGUUGGAGUGGUCAUGUCUUCUAAGAAGUUGUCCUGUGGGAGGGACUUCUUUGCUGUGCCUAAUUUAGCUGUAGCUCUGGAGAAUGGAGGAAAAUGCGGGUUUGAUUUUGUGAGUAUACCAUUAGUCCAUCCUCGAUACAAGCGAGACUUCAUUUUUGCUGAUGGCAGUCAUGUUCGUGAUACUAUUAGUGAACCUUUGACUCGUAAUGAUCUAGUUUUACCAAGUGGAGAAUGGAUGAGUUUGGUUGUUGGAAAGAUAUCUCCCUGGUUGAACGUGGAUAGUUAUGAUGAGAACAUUCGUACUAAUUCAGAGAAAGCACUAUUUGAAGAACUGAUGUUGUCGAUGCACUUGAAUAUUCCAGUCGUUUUGGUACCUUUGUUAAGUAAAAACUGUGUUAAUCUUGCCAGGUGUUUGUUGAGUCAUUGUGGAUUAAUAAAGAGCAAUCAAGCAUUUUGGAUUCAUGUGCCUCUAACAGAUCCAAAAAGUACUCUUGAAUGUUCAGACUGUGACAGUGAGGACACAUGGGACUGGUGGAAUAAAUUAAGAACAUUUUGUGACAAUGAGAGACGCUUAUCAUUAGCACUUGAAAUUGGUUGUGCUGUUCCUUCAAGUAUUGUUUUGAAGCGAUGGCUUGGAGAACCUGUUAGAGCUCUUGUCAUUUCAACUGAUCUUUUCAUUAUGAAUAGAAAAGGAUUUCCUGUUUUGAAGCGAUGUCAUCAAGAGUUGCUGUGCCAUUUUUUUAAACUUGAGGUACAAUUUAUUCUUACUGGUGCCAGCCGAACUGAAAAUGGCUUACAAUCUUAUUAUCAAUACUUGGAUCAUCUGUAUAUGACACGCAGUGUGCCUGAUAAAAUGGGUGCUUUUGCAAAAGGAUAUAACGACUACCUACAGAAUCCUCUUCAGCCUCUGAUGGACAAUCUUGAUUCUCAUACUUACGAAGUGUUCGAAAAAGAUCCUGUAAAAUAUGAGAAAUACGAAAAAGCAAUUUCUUGUUUUUUGAAGGACCGAGAUUCAUCUGAGUUACAUGAAAUUGUAAUUAUGGUUGUUGGUGCUGGACGUGGCCCAUUAGUUCAAGCAGCUUUAAAGGCUGCCAGUAAGACUAAGAUGCAUGUAAAGAUCUAUGCAGUUGAAAAGAAUCCCGGUGCUGUAGUUACAUUACGAAAUAGACAAAAAGAUGAAUGGGGAAGUGUUGUGACUGUUAUAUCUUGUGAUAUGAGAGAUUGGAAGCCUUUAGUAAAGGCAGAUUUACUUGUAAGUGAGCUUUUGGGAUCCUUUGGUGACAAUGAGUUGUCUCCUGAAUGUCUUGAUGGAGCACAAAGAUUUUUAAAAGGAGAUGGAGUUAGUAUCCCUUUUCAGUAUUCCUCGUACCUUGCACCACUGUCUGCUCCCAAGCUAUAUUCUUCAAUUGAAGAAUGCCGGGAAAGGGAUAAAAAACAUUUCCUUGCUCAUUAUGAAACACCAUAUGUUGUUCGCUUGUGGAAUGCCUAUGUCAUUUCGCCUCCUCAAAUAUGUUUUUCUUUUAAUCAUCCAAAAAAGGGAGAUGCUUUCAAGUGAAAAUUAUCGGACGGU
Messenger RNA from Amphimedon queenslandica, 1683 nucleotides. Its product is annotated as protein arginine N-methyltransferase 5-like. Bases 127 to 1668 code for a protein of 513 amino acids. The transcript has 17 exons. Lineage: Eukaryota; Metazoa; Porifera; Demospongiae; Haplosclerida; Niphatidae. Gene Ontology annotation, biological process: peptidyl-arginine N-methylation; regulation of DNA-templated transcription. Gene Ontology annotation, cellular component: cytosol; nucleus. The record is from RefSeq and is a predicted model, not a curated record.